ACCUGGCGCUGGGAGAGCGCAGAGCUGGCUGUGCGGAGUGGCCGGGGCUGGAGGCCAGGGCGGGAGGCGCGGCGAGGCCGCGGGAACGAGCCCGCCGGGAGAGCCGCCGAUGUUGGCGGGCGCGCCGCGGGGCCCUGGCCGGGUGAGCAGCCCCUGCUCGGCCGGCGGGUGUACGCGGGCGCGGGGCGACGCGGACGCAGAGCGGCAAAUCGGAGGAAAGAGCCGCUGGCCAUGGCAGGGGGCGCGGCGGCCUCGGGGCUGUGUCGGCAAGUGGCGCUGGGCAGGCGGGAUUGGAGCCCCGCGGCUUUAAAGGUUCCUAUGGCUGUAGAAUCACUGAGAGAUGAUGAGGAGGGUCAUGUGACCUUUGAGGAUGUGGCUGUCUACUUCUCACGGGAGGAGUGGAGACGGCUUGAUGAUGCUCAGAGGCUCCUGUACUGUGAUGUGAUGAUGGAGAACUUUGCACUUGUGACCUCUCUGGAGCUCGUAUAUUCUAGGACCCAUGAAAUUACUCAGCUGCAGUCAUGGGGAGAGCCCUUUACUCCUGCUCAGGGAGUUGUGACGCCAGCCCUGCUGCAAGGUACUUGGAGGGUAGAGCUGGGGGAGAUGUUGAGCUCAGGUUGUUGGCAUAGAGCAGUGGCUAUGGAGGCUCCAGAACAGAGUGUCUCCACAGAAGUGAAAAGUGAAAACCUUCACCAACAUCAGAAGCUGUGCUAUGGAGAGAAACCCUUAAAAAGAGAAGAGGAUAAGGUCUCAGUUUUGAGGAGCUGCAGAAUCCAUCUAUCACAGAAGUCUUUGCAAAUCAGAGAGGGUGGGAAAGAUUUUACAACCAGCUCCAGUCUUCUCAAGUACCAGGUGACUCACCAUGAAGUGGAGCCCCCCAGGAGCACUGAGAGUGCAGAGGCCUUUAAUACUGGAAAAAGGCACUACAGGUGCAGUGAAUGUGGGAAAGCUUUUGGUCAGAAAUACUUGCUUGUUCAGCACCAGAGACUACACACUGGGGAAAAGCCUUAUGAGUGCAAUGAAUGCGGGAAGCUGUUUAGCCAUAAAUCCAACCUUUUUAUACACCAAAUAGUUCACACCGGAGAAAGACCCUAUGGGUGCAGUGAAUGUGGAAAGUCCUUUAGCCGAAAUGCUGACCUCAUUCAACACCGAAGAGUUCACACUGGAGAAAAACCUUUUACAUGCAGUGAAUGUGGAAAGGCUUUCAGGCAUAAUUCCACACUUGUUCAGCAUCACAGAGUCCACACUGGAGUAAGGCCUUAUGAAUGUGGUCAAUGUGGAAAGUUGUUUAGUUUCAACUCUAGCCUCAUGAAGCAUCAGAGAGUUCACACUGGAGAAAGACCUUAUAAGUGCAGUGAAUGUGGAAAAUUCUAUAGCCACAAGUCCAGCCUAAUCAAUCACUGGCGAGUUCACACUGGAGAAAGACCUUAUGAGUGCAGUGAAUGUGGGAAGUUUUUUAGCCAAAGCUCAAGCCUCAUGCAACAUCGAAAAGUUCAUACUGGAGAAAAGCCUUUUAAAUGCAAUGACUGUGGGAGAUUCUUCAGUGAGAAUUCCAGCCUUGUUAAACAUCAGAGAGUUCACACUGGAGCAAAGCCUUAUGAGUGUAGAGAAUGCGGGAAAUUUUUUCGCCACAGCUCCAGCCUUGUUAAACAUCGGCGGAUUCACACUGGAGAAAUGCCUUAUGAAUGCAAUGAUUGCAGGAAAUCAUUUAGCCAGCGUUUCAACCUCAUUCAACACCAAAAAGUUCACAUUAGAGAAAAGUCUUGAUGCUUUGAAUGUGGGUGAACUUUUAGCCACACCUCCAACCUCUUCACAACACUGGAGAGGAUGCAAGCUAAAAGGAAGCAUGAAUGCAGUUAGUGUGGAAAUGACUUUAACAAAAGUUCUGUUCUGACUCAGUGGCAUAAAUAUCACAGCCCGAAUAAGCCUUAUGAACACAGUGAAUGUGGAGAAAGGCUUAAGCCAGGGGUGUAACCUUAUUCCACACUAGGAAGUUCAAACUGGAAAAAGGCCUUAGGAGUAACUUAACAGAGAGGUUCUGAGAGUUGACUUUGUGGAGGAGCCAGGGAGUGGACAUCACUUAUCCAGACAUGCACACUGAGAGCAGGAUGAGAACUGCUACCACCAUGCUCCUCCCAAGAAGAUGGUCCUCUGCCUGGAGGCUCCAAGGAGAAGGGGAGCUUGUAUCCUUGGCUACGCCAAUUGGAGUUCAUCUAACCGAGCAAGGAGGCAUGGAAUGGUUUUGGUUCAAAUAAGCCUGACUCUUGCUUUCCAUACUGAAUAAACAUUUCUUUUGCUGUA
This is a messenger RNA of Sciurus carolinensis (gray squirrel), 2301 nucleotides long. Its product is annotated as zinc finger protein 773-like. The transcript is spliced from 5 exons. Gene Ontology annotation, molecular function: RNA polymerase II cis-regulatory region sequence-specific DNA binding; DNA-binding transcription factor activity, RNA polymerase II-specific. The coding region runs from base 232 to 1767 and encodes 511 amino acids. Lineage: Eukaryota; Metazoa; Chordata; Mammalia; Rodentia; Sciuridae. The record is from RefSeq and is a predicted model, not a curated record. Gene Ontology annotation, biological process: regulation of transcription by RNA polymerase II.